Molecule: messenger RNA, 376 nt
Organism: Aspergillus eucalypticola CBS 122712
Lineage: Eukaryota; Fungi; Ascomycota; Eurotiomycetes; Eurotiales; Aspergillaceae
Exons: 1
Source: RefSeq, a predicted model, not a curated record
ACGAAGGCAUAAAUGCGGGGUAGGCGCAAUAGCAACUACGCUUUCCAACUCCACUAACGUCCGCUCAUCUCAUGAAGCUUCAAAGCAAGCAAACUGAUCACGCACAAUUACCCUUUUGGACAAGGAAGAAUAGCCGACUGGUUAAAUGCACGGCAAACGUGGCGUGUCAAUGGAAACUCAGAAUGAAUCUCACGUCUCGAUUGACGGAAUCUGGUUAGCCAAGCCAAAAGGAUUGCAGCUUAUACAAGCUCUUCGCACCAAUCCGACGAAGAACGGAACGCCCGAUCUCUUGCUAUACGCCAUGGGACCCCCGAAGAUAUUGACAAGUAGCGGCCUCCAUCUCAAAGAUAUUAUCUCGAUGGCGAAUAAAUAGAAU